AACUUUGGAAAAGCAGCUAAGAACAAAGUGGAACCUUCAAAUAAGUUGAAACCAAUCCUCUACUCGAACUUUACUACAGAUGCUACUCAAUAUGGCAUCGAAAGUGAAGCAAAGGCAGUGACCCUUUACAUGAGGGAAAUGGAAAAGAAUGGCCUUGAUGUUACUGUUGAGGAAAUUGGGCUACUGGUGUCCAAGGACAAGCCAUACCUGGGGGCAAGCAUAGACAGGAUUGUAACCAUUAAGGAUACUCACGAAAAAUGGGGGAUGGAAAUUAAAUCUCCUUUAAGCAAAGCAGGCAUGACUAUCGAAGAAGCCUGCCAAAAAAAACCUUUUUUUCUAGAGAAACUUGCUGAUGGAACUGUAAGGUUAAAACGAAAUCAUGAUUAUUAUGUACAAACUCAAGGGCAGCUCUACUGUUCUAACUUGGAUCUUAAAGGGAUCAUUCUUGUAGUAUACUUUGGAGAGAGUAGACCACUAUUUGUGGAGAAAAUUUACUUGGACAACUCUUGGAUCAGUGACUCCCUGCCAAAGAUAGAUUUCUUUUACAGAUGUGCUCUUUUCCCUGAGCUCAUUACCAGACGAGUGCAGCGGGGUAAGAUUCUAUACCUGCAUGGAGGUUGGUUGCCAUAUGGCCAAUAUUGCUGCACAAGUACUGGUUUGAAAAUGCGAUUUCAAAGGCAAUUGUAA
Molecule: messenger RNA, 687 nt
Organism: Pocillopora meandrina
Lineage: Eukaryota; Metazoa; Cnidaria; Anthozoa; Scleractinia; Pocilloporidae
Source: the annotation of a GenBank genome assembly